CACCACGCCGCUUCUCCCCGCUAAUUUCCCCUCGAACAAAGGACACCCUUGAAUACCAUUAAUUAAAAGGACUAAAGAGAUGACUAGAAAGGGCGACAGAACCACCCAAAUUUUCCUAUUUAAAAAAAUUCCCCCGAGUGAGGUUUGAGAAAUUCUUGUUUGUGUUGUGGCUGGAAAGUUUUUUUUUGUGUUGGCGAUGAAAAGGUGGAAGUGAGGAGGGGUCGUGUGUGUGUGAGCGAGAGAGAGAGAAAGAAAAAAGAUACCCUAGGUUCCUUCUCGGGGAAGAGAGAUCCUGGGAGGAGGAGGUUCCUUGAGGGAGGAGGAAGCGAGAGAGGGAAUCCUGCGACGAGGAUUCCUCUUAUUGGGAGAAAAGAUCCCGCUCCGAGGUUCCUAUUGGAGAGAGAGUGAGGGGGAGAUCCUACGUCGGGUGUUCCUUUUGUGCGAGAUCCCACCCGGGAGUUCCUUUGAGAGGGAAAGAGAGGGGUCCUACUGGGAGAAGGAGAGAGAGGGGAUCCUAAUUCCCUGAUUUCCUCGAAGGGGAGAGAGAAGAGGGUCCUACUUCGAGGUUCCUUGCGGGAGCGAGAUCCUGGCAGGAGGAGGAGAAGGAGGACGCCCUCCAAGAUGCCCAAAGUGAAGACAGGAAGGAUCCACGGGAGUUACUUUCCCGACUAUGAGCUCAGGCGGAGGGAGACGGGCCUGGGCAAGACCUUAGGCUGGGACUCCGGCAUCAGGAGGUCCUUGUACUCGUCCAUGAUCCCCAGCACCUUCUGGGACCCCAUCGAGCACGACCCCAAGACGGGAUUCACAGGCCAUGGCGGCGUCUUCAACCUCGAGUUCUCUCCGGAUGGGACCUAUCUGGUGGCAGCAUGUGAACAGCGAGCCAUCAUGGUGUUUGAUCCAUUGUCCAGACGACAGAUCCAUUAUAUACCUUUAGCUCACGAGAACUGUGUCAAUGGUAUCAAGUUCCUCGACUCUCGCGUGUUUGCCUCAUGUAGUGACGAUCACACAGUAGCCCUUUGGGAUGUGCGAAACCUGAAGAGGCGCAUUCGACUGCUCCAGGGACACAGCAACUGGGUGAAGAACAUAGAAUAUUCUGCUGGGGACGGCAUUUUGGUUACGUCUGGUUUUGAUGGCAAGAUACUUGGCUGGGAUAUUAAUGGGUACACAGAGGAUGGUCUGCUGUCCACUGAACUGUUCAGCAUGCAAGGACUCAUGAGAAUGCGCCUAAGUCCCGAUUGCAGCAAGUUGGUCAUGUGCACCACUGGCGGCUACAUGGUACUUGUGCACAACCUCAGUCUGGAGCACCUUUCGGAAGAUCUUAGGAACUUUAAGCCCAACAUGUACCGAUUGAUGCAGUUGUCGAACACUCCGUUGCCCCACGCCACCAUGUUCACAAACCUGUUCUACAGACAGCGGAACAGAGUGGAGUUCAUCUCAGACUUCCCUCCUUCCAAUGAGGCGGAGGUCAUCCACUCUCUGCAAGUUCAUCCACAGGGUUGGUGUGUGUUGUCCAGAAAUACAUCCAUGGAAGAUUCAUCAGAGUGGAGCUGUGUUCAUGACAUCCAGGACCUAGGAGUGACAGCUUGCAAGGAUGAGGAUGAGGAUCAAGACCACCAUGGAGACCUAGAACCCUAUGAUGACAUUCCCUCAACAAGCGAGACGGAAGCACAGAAUUCUUCAACAUUUCAGAAUAGACCAAGCAGUGCAAACAGUAGUAAUAACAAUAGUAACAGUAGUACGAACAGUGGAAGUGAAAGUGGCAAUGUAAAUGGAAACUUACAUUUAUCAUUGACGUUCAGCCCAAGGGUGGAAAUCAUGCUGCGUCACAGCCCAAGGGAUGAGAGUGAUGAUGGUGGUGGUGAUGGAGGCGGAGGGGGUGGGGGAGAGAUGGCAGGUGGAGCUGGUCCUGCUAGGGGUGGCAGCAGUGGUAGCAACGUUAAUGCCUUUGCUACAGCCUCUAGUGGGAGUGGAGUGAGAGUUGUAGAUGGUGCAGGAAUAGCAGUUGGUGGUAGUGCAGGAGGAGGAGGUGGAGGAGGGGGAGGCAUAGACAUCCAGCUACGAUUUACAUCAAUGGAUGUCUUUGAAGCCUUAGAACAUAUAAGGGAGCGCCGUGAGGAACAACGGAUACGGCAAGGAAGGCAGAGAGCAGCUCGGACUGAUUCAGAGGCCUCCUCAAGUAGUGGAAACAAUGAAAACUCCUCUGGUAUCCCCCAGUCCUCUUCCUCUCAAUCACCAUCACCAGCCUUACAACACCUUGGCCGUAAUAGGACCUUUAGUGUGCACAGAGGGAGAGAUUUUGACAAUGCCAGAGAAAAUUUGGGCUCGGGAAGGACUGCAGCCAAUAUUAUCGACUCUCGUAAUGCAUUUUAUAUAAGAACUGGUACUGGCAAUCAUAGGGCUCUGUUGCUUCUUCGACCCUUGGAGAAUUAUCCUCGAUAUAAUCAGACGGUGGAUCCAAACCAUAAGAUUGCAAAGAAUAUUUCACGGCUAACUCAUUAUAUAGAGGAACCAAAUGUUGGAAGAGGGUUUAUCAAGGAGCUGUGCUUCAACUCAGAUGGGCGGCUUAUAUGCUCCCCAUAUGCUCAUGGGGUGCGGCUCAUGAUGUUUGACCAGAACUGUUCAGAACUCUCCACAUGUGUGCAAGAUAUUCCCCAAACCCUGUAUGCUGUAUCCACCAACAAUUGUCACAAAAACUGUGUUGUUAGUACCAAGUUCUCUCCCACACAUUGCCUUCUAGUCUCAGGCUGCCUGAAUGGCAAAAUUGUGUGGCAUCAGCCUGUUCUCUAGUGAAAUGAGUAGCUGCAGUGUAUUAUACAUAGUUAUAUGGGAAAUGACAAUGUAAUAUACAUGGUGUUUUAAUUUUCUAUGCUCUUGAGCAAACUUAAACUUUGUUGGUCUGCUGACCUUUCCAAUAGAUUUUCUAAGUGAAAUAGAGAAUAUAUUUGUGGAGGAGUGUAUUUGUGUGGUAUAUAGAAUGCACAGCAGAUUACAAGAGCAAUUUAUUUAUUGAAGGAAUGUGUAUCUAAUGAAUAACAAGUUCAUAUAGUUUGUUAUUCUUGCAUUUGGCAUGUGUCAAAGUGCUUAAUUUAAACACAGAAAGUAUAACAGGCGUUUGUAAGGCAUGAAUUCAAAUGAUAUUUCAGUAGAUGGAUAGAAGUAGAGGUUUUACUGUGUGUAUAUUGUUUAAUUUCUUAGAGUGGAAUAUGGAUUUUUUUAUGGUAUAUCCAAAGAGCAAUAAUGCAUUUUUUAGUUGUUCUGAAAAAAAGGAUUAGAUUUGUCAGUGCAUUCAAAUAUUGUAAGAGAGAUAAACACCUAUGUGUCUUGAAAAUACAGUCUCCUUUUAAUUUCUUCUGAAUAAUUAGUUAUAAACACACUGCAUGGUUUACUUUGCAAGUUUUUCAGUUUUUGCUUUAGAAUUGCACAGCUCAUUUAAUGGGAAAGAAGUGUGGAACAAGGUUUAUUUCCAGCAAACAGACAUUGCAGGCUUUUGUUCUUGCAACUGUUAAGCUGUGGUCAAUUUUUUUUAGGAGACAAAGAAAAUUAUGGUCCUACAUGUUUUUCUCUGGCUUUUUGUUGUAAGGAGAGAUCAGCACCUUUUUAUUAUAAAAAUUGAUAACAUUUAAGCAAAGGGUAGAUGAAAAUGCAGGUAAUUGAUAUGUACAGAUUAAAGAUAAUUAAGGUACAUUCCUAUAUAUUGGACAUUUCAAAAAAUGUUAAUUUGAAUAUAUGUAUAUACUAAAGUAAAAAAUAAAGACAUUGCAAUGCAUUAUAUUAAUAUUAGCAAGAGUUUAUAAAUAAAAUUCAAUAAGGUAUUAACUGAUAAGACUAAAGCUUAAUGUUUUUUUUUUUUCUAUAUUUCCUCUCUUGUCCCCCUUUUUCAUAUAGAACUAACUAUUAAUUUUUCUUUCUUUCUAUUUUAUCUGAAUUGAUCAUUACUGUUUCAAUUUGUUGGCACUGAAAGUUGGAUAUUGUGUUGCAAAGGUGACUUGAUGCAAAUGAAUGCAUCUCUUCACCGGGAUAAAUUGAGCAUGUUCCCCUGCUAGAAUUCAGUUCCUCUUUGUUCCUGCGUUGUGUAAUGGUUCGUAGUUUUUAGCUAGUACUUGAAAAUGUUUGGAAAUUCACGGUCUUGAAGCUUUGUUUCUCCUUUUCCUUUCUUUCCUCUGUCUCUAUUUUUUGUUGUCGUUUUAUCCCUGUUCAAAAGUUUGAUUUUUUGCUGCUGUGUCUUUGAAAAUCUUCUGCUCUCAUAAAUAACAUAGCAGUUAUUUUGUGUUCAGAUUAUCUGUGAAUCCGAAAGCAGGGGGUGGGAAAUUGUGUAUAAGAAAGCAGUAUUUGAUUGAAAGAAAUGCUAAUAGAUUAUGAUAUUUUUUCUCCUUUGGAAAUCAUUCUUUUUGUUAAUUUUUGUAAUUUUCUUUUCUAUACUAUUUAAAUAUGAAAAUGGAUGAUUUGAUAAUGAACUUCAGAUAAAAGGUAAUCUAAGUACCAAUAACAGAAAUGGUAAGGUAAUGAAAACUGGAGUUAUAGUUAUAAAGUUGUAUGACUAUAAAGGUAGCAUAGAAAAAAAUAGGUUGGUUGGCUGGGAUGUAUAGAAUUAGAGAAAAUGACACCUCUUGCUUUGAGCUUCUUAUCUCAGUGAAUUUUUUGAUAACCUACAAUUCUCUUUUCCGUCUUGGGAUUCUUAAUGUGAGAAUGGUAGAUUAAUGUUCAUUUAAUACUUGAGCUGUUUUAUUUUUAUUUUUUUCUCGGAAAUACGGUACCUAAGCCACUAUGUGCCAUACAUCCCAUUGUAAAACAUAACCUUGCCUCUUGUUAUAUGCUGUGUAUUACUCAAGUCUUAUCAAAUAUUUAGGGCUUGUUCAAAUGGGGAGAGGAAUGUGCAAAGGAAGGGAACCCUGGAUUGUUUUAACAGGAAGUGUUUACAGUCUUCCUUAGUUGAUUAAGCCGUCGGUAUCACAGUUUAAAAGUCCAUGUAAUGGCAUGUUUCCACUAUAAGAUGUCUACAAGAUAUUAAAUGACAGAUGUUUAUCCCUUUUCAGAUGAGCCAUAGGCUGCAUGGUUGCCAGUCUUUGCUUUAUUGUUUACGUGUGAAGUAUAGUAAUUUUUCUGAGUGAUUUUUAAGUGUAAGUAGUGGCAUUAAAAUGGUUUAUAAGUGGUGCUGUAUCCUCUUGUGCAGAAGGGAAACAGACUUAGGUGUGGGAGAAACAAUGUAUCAGCUUAAAAUUGUGAAAUGUCAUGUUAGUGUAUAUGAAACUAUUAGGUAUAUUUUGAGUAUUUAUCUUGUGUUUAACCCUUCAGUGGUACAGUGUGUUUUUAUGUACCAGGGUUGGACAGCAAACCAACUACAAAAAUUGUAAACAUUGGCAUACAAUUCUGAGAUAACCUGAAGUUUCACACACACAAAAAUCAUUAGUAUUGAUAAUGGAAUUUAAUGACUGAAAUUUUAGGUUAUAUCAAUAUUGUUUUGAUCUAUCUAUCACUGGUUUACGUCACUGUCUGGCAUUGUGUAUCCAUGAUUGUCUUUUUAACCAGAUUAGUUACUUAUCUAUGUAUAUAUUUAUGGUUAUUUUCAACUUUUUUAUUUUCUAUCUUGCUUCACGAUCCCUAAUAGAGAUGUGCAGAUAUCAAGAUGUGGGCUGAUGCCAAUACCCAAUUUUCAACUACGCUCAAUACUCCAAUUUGGACCAUUGGCUGAUAUUUUUCUGAUACAACUUGUAUGAAGUUAAUUUGAUUUGUAUUUCUAUUUUAUCUGGAAAUUAAAAAAAAAUUAUGGCUACUUUCAUUUUAAUGGCAGAGAUAGACUUAAAUUAUGUACUGGAUUAAAUUAGUGCUAAAAAAAUAAUAAUGAUAACAUUCACGUUGUCAAAAUUAAAUUAGUGUAUGGAUUUGUUAUCUUUUAUCAAGCAGCCUGUUUAUUUGUUUGGUAUGAUUGCUAAGUUGAAGAUGGUAUCUAUGGUAUCAACUACCAAAUGUUUUUUUUUAGUAUUUGGCUAUAUUUUGACCUUGCUGAUACCAGUACCAAAAAGAAAAGGCUGACAGUGCCUACAUUGAUACCAAUACUAUCGGCACAUUUCUAAUCCCUUAUACCUCUUGUGUAUUAUAUUACAGACAGCUUUAACUUUCUUUCUCCUUGUAAUCUCAAGCUUGUAGAAUUAUCUAUAUUAUUUUGUUUUACAAUCUUUUAUUUUUUUUCUUCUUAUUAAGUAAUAACCUGAAGUGAAUUUUUUUUUUUUACAAUUUUACACAGCUGUAAUGGACAACAUGUUAACUCUUUCAAAUGUUAUCACAUAGUUUCUUUAUAAAAGCUGAAUGAUGAAUAAAAGAGACUGAAGCAUCUUACUCUUGUACAUAUACUUGUUUAUCUGAGGUUUUGACAUUUGUAUAAAAAAAAGCAAAAAUAAAAAAAUAUAUAUAUGUGAUUAAAAAUGUUGCCUUUAAUAUUUGUCUUUUUUCAUGAGACUUUCAGAUACAUAGUGAUGAUGGCAUAGUAUUGAGCAUAUUAGAACAUGCUUUGUAUUAUUUAGUACAUCCUAUGUUUAAUUCUUCAGGUAUGAUUUGAUUUUAUACAGAUUUGUACCAGAUUCAAAGUUGUAAUUUUGUGGUCCUGAAGGGAAAAUCAAUCACUUUUUUGUGUAUUCAUGGAUGCAGGUGUCAUAUAUAAUACAACAUGGUUAAAUGAAGAUGCUUUAGUAAUUAUCAUAAGUAUUACUAUAGAGCAACAGCAGAACUAAUAAUUUUUUCAAAAGGCAAUCCUAUGGGCAUACCAAAUCGUUGUUUCAUUGGGGAAUCACAGUUAAGUGUUGUAUAGAAACACAAAUACAAAGAGAAUACCAACUAGUCUAUACUUAUACACAGGUAUAUAUACAUUGUCAAGGUGUAUGAGUAGAUGAAUGCACUGAUGAAUGGGUUAUCAAGUCCUCAAUAUAUCAAUGAAGUGUUUAAUAUAUUUCUAUUUGCAUGGCAAGAAUUUUUUGGUUAUUUUUGUCGUUUGAAUAAACACAAGUAGAUUUUUUUAGAAUUUUGCUAUGGAUGUUAACUAUAUUACUAUACAAACAGAAAGUGCCAAGACUAAUAGUAUUUUAUAGGAAUGGACAGUUUGUAGUUUGAAUAUUAAGAAGUAAAUAAAGCGGAACAGGCAGGUAUAAGUAACCUCACAUAUUCAUAGGUAUGCAUUCCAAUGACCUUAGGGAUUGUUCAGGUAAAGUCUACAAGUGUGCAGAAAAUACCUGAAGGAAAAUGAACUCUUGUCUGAAGGAAAGCCAGAUAAUGUAGUCUAGUUCUAGUAUUCUUGCUUCCAUAUCUCCAAGAUUGUCAUCUUAUACAUAAAGUGCACUGGUCAUAUUUAAUUUUGUUUAUGGUGAUUUCCUUGUAUAGUGUUUGUUAUUUAAUCAUUUCCUUUUUUGUAAUAACAUGAAGGUUAUGUAACUAAAGCAGAUUUUCUUAGUAAUAGGGUGUCCAUACUUUAAAUACAGGAUUAAACGAGACAGGGAUAAGGGAGCAAAUAGCCAAGACAAAAUAUGAUUGAUAUGAUAAGGAGAUGUGGGGGAUAGAGAAGAGGAGGAUGAAGGAAGUUUAAAGUAAUCAAAAAGUGAAAUGCAUGAUACCUGUUAAAAUCUAAGAGUCAAGCCUUUGGAAUAUAAUCUGGUUUGGCAAUGUGCUAGAUUGCUAGUAUCAGUGUUCACAUGAAGUUAAUAUAAAACAGAACAUAAUAUAUAAUUCAUGUAACAGUACAUGUCUGCAUUUGUCACUUUGUCUUAAUUAGUAGUCGAAUAUGUAUUUUUAUACAAGUGUUCCCUAUGUCAUAGCAAUGAUUACUCUCGAAAGUUUAAUCACUGUAUUGGUUCUUGUUACCAAACACUGAAUAAAAUACUUGGAACAUG
Penaeus vannamei (Pacific white shrimp) is the source of this 7874-nucleotide messenger RNA. RefSeq names its product DDB1- and CUL4-associated factor 10 homolog. The record is from RefSeq and is a predicted model, not a curated record. Lineage: Eukaryota; Metazoa; Arthropoda; Malacostraca; Decapoda; Penaeidae. Gene Ontology annotation, cellular component: Cul4-RING E3 ubiquitin ligase complex. Gene Ontology annotation, molecular function: protein binding.